Molecule: messenger RNA, 308 nt
Organism: Pteronotus mesoamericanus
Lineage: Eukaryota; Metazoa; Chordata; Mammalia; Chiroptera; Mormoopidae
Gene: SMIM5
Product: small integral membrane protein 5
Exons: 2
Coding region: 45-281 (78 amino acids)
Source: RefSeq, a predicted model, not a curated record
CGGCAGGAACCCCGGCAGGACCCCCAGCAGGACCCCCGCUCAGCAUGGCGGCCACCGACUUCCUGCAGGAGAUGAGCGCGGUGGGGGAGAGGCUGCUGCUCAAGCUGCAGCGGCUGCCGCAGGCCGAGCCCGUGGAGAUCGUGGCUUUCUCCGUCAUCCUCCUCUUCACAGCUACCGUGGUGCUGCUGCUGCUGGUGGCCUGUAGCUGCUGCUGCACCCGCUGCUGCUACCCUGAGCCGAGAAGCAGGAAGGCCCAGGUGCGGCCCAUGACCCCACCGUGAGGGACUGAGGGCUGGCCGAGGAGACGC